Molecule: messenger RNA, 2007 nt
Organism: Galeopterus variegatus (Sunda flying lemur)
Lineage: Eukaryota; Metazoa; Chordata; Mammalia; Dermoptera; Cynocephalidae
Gene: GABRP
Product: gamma-aminobutyric acid (GABA) A receptor, pi
Exons: 10
Coding region: 191-1513 (440 amino acids)
Biological process (GO): monoatomic ion transmembrane transport; chemical synaptic transmission; regulation of membrane potential
Cellular component (GO): GABA-A receptor complex; neuron projection; membrane
Molecular function (GO): extracellular ligand-gated monoatomic ion channel activity; neurotransmitter receptor activity; GABA-A receptor activity
Source: RefSeq, a predicted model, not a curated record
ACUCUAUCAGAGUGGUUGUGUGCUGCAUCCAAGGGAUCAGGGCUGAGGAUGGGGGAAUCCUUCAGACCCAGAAGACCAUGCUCUGACUGAAAGUCCUGCCUGAAGGCCAGAAGGACUUGCCCUAGCAGAGCCUGAACAGCUGCCUGGUGAUUCCUACUUCACCCCUUCCGUGUGUGAACAGCUCCUGAACAUGAGCUACAGUCUCCAUUUGACCUUCAUGUAUCUGAGUCUCUUAGCUCAAAGGAUGUGCAUCCAGGGGAAUCAGUUUAACAUCGAGGUCAGCAGAAGUGACAAGCUUUCCCUGCCUGGCUUUGAGAACCUCACAGCAGGAUAUAACAAAUUUCUCAGACCAAAUUUUGGUGGAGAACCAGUUCAGAUAGCGCUGACUCUGGACGUUGCGAGUAUUUCUAGUAUUUCAGAGAGCAACAUGGACUACACAGCCACCAUAUACCUCCGACAGCGCUGGAAGGACCAGCGGCUGGUGUUUGAAGGCAACAAGAGCUUCACUCUGGACGCCCGCCUUGUGGAGUUCCUCUGGGUACCAGACACUUACAUCGUGGAGUCCAAGAAAUCCUUCCUCCAUGAAGUCACUGUGGGAAACAGGCUCAUCCGUCUCUUCUCCAACGGCACGGUCCUAUAUGCUCUCAGAAUCACAACGACUGUUGCAUGUAACAUGGAUCUAUCUAAAUACCCCAUGGACACACAGACUUGCAAGUUGCAGCUAGAAAGCUGGGGCUAUGAUGGAAAUGACGUGGAGUUCACCUGGCUCAGAGGGAACGACUCUGUGCGUGGGCUAGAAAACCUGCGGCUGGCUCAGUACACCAUACAACAGUAUUUCACCUUAGUCACCAGAACCCAACAGGAGACAGGAAAUUACACAAGACUGGUCUUGCAAUUUGAACUUCGGAGGAAUGUCCUGUAUUUCAUUUUGGAAACCUAUGUUCCUUCUACUUUCCUGGUGGUGUUAUCCUGGCUUUCGUUUUGGAUCUCCCUUGACUCAGUUCCUGCGAGAACGUGCAUUGGAGUGACCACCGUGUUAUCAAUGACCACAUUGAUGAUUGGGUCCCGCACUUCUCUUCCCAACACCAACUGCUUCAUAAAGGCCAUUGAUGUGUACCUGGGGAUCUGCUUUAGCUUCGUGUUUGGGGCCUUACUGGAAUACGCAGUUGCUCACUACAGCUCCUUACAGCAGAUGGCAGCCAAAGAUAGGGGGACAGCAAAGGAAGUGGAAGAAGUCAAUAUCACUAACAUCAUCAACAGCUCCAUCUCCAACUUUAAACGCAAGAUCAGCUUUGCCAGCAUUGAAAUUUCCGGUGAUAACGUAGACUAUAGUGACUUGACAAUGAAAACCAGUGACAAGUUCAAGUUUGUUUUUCGAGAUAAGAUGGGCAGAAUUGUUGAUUACUUCACAAUUCAAAACCCCAGUAAUGUUGAUCGAUAUUCCAAAUUACUGUUUCCUUUGAUUUUUAUGUUAGCCAAUGUAUUUUACUGGGCAUACUACAUGUAUUUUUGAGACAAUGUUGAAUUUUUUGCAUGCCAUAUGUUUUCAACAGAAUAAGGUAAUGAUGUAAAUGGUAAUCUAAGCUAAGUGUGCACCCUAACCCAAAGGUGUUACAUGUGACUAAAAUAAUAUUUGAGCAUUUCUCCUUAAUGAAUGAACACCCAACCAUUAUUCUAAGCUUUGUAGAAAUCCUAGCAUUACAGGAUCUUAUAAUAGAAAUAUCAGCCCAUUCCUCUUUCAUCUUUGUAAAGGACAUCCCAUGGAGCCUAAGAUUAUAGACCUACUUGGGGCUGACUAUUCGUUCAGUGGCUCCCUAGUCUGCAUUUACCUCAUAUAAAAAAUGGGAAAGAGACUGUAACGUGUAUUGUGUAACCCUCAAGUGUCAGGGGUUGUUUCUAAAUUAAUCAUGCGUGCUAUUUACCAAAUUUCUGCAGUGCUUAUAAAAUGCAUUGCUGCCUAUUUAAGGAGUAACAUUUUCUAGUUUUUGUUUUUGAUUAAAAUGAAAU